Fomitopsis serialis is the source of this 401-nucleotide messenger RNA. RefSeq lists its product as uncharacterized. The record is from RefSeq and is a predicted model, not a curated record. The transcript has a single exon. The coding region runs from base 14 to 235 and encodes 73 amino acids. Lineage: Eukaryota; Fungi; Basidiomycota; Agaricomycetes; Polyporales; Fomitopsidaceae.
CAUAAGGUCGUCGAUGAAGGAUAGGGUGCUAGUAUCCGCAUCGACAUGCUCUGGGGCCGUCUGUUCACCACCGCGACGGAGACAUUCGCGAAUCACCCAACCGGUGAAUUCCACUAGUGCAAGGCGUAGGAACAUAACCUCGCGGUCCGACCCGGAUUUUAGCCCCUGUUGCCCGCCCUGUGAUGGCAGCCUGAGGGGAUGGUUCAGGUCGGAGGUGAUCCUCGCCAGAAAAUAGCACGUGUUCAAUAGCACGUCUUCCCAACACGACAUCGGUAGAUCCAGGUUCCUUCGUUUCAUCUCGAGGACGGUCCCGCAGAUCCUGAGCACAUGUCGUGUAAGGCGGGUGAACGCGCCGCGCGAAACUCCGGCAAUAGCGUCCACACGGUCGUGGUGUUGCAGCG